Chinchilla lanigera (long-tailed chinchilla) is the source of this 1193-nucleotide messenger RNA. RefSeq names its product phospholipid scramblase 1-like. NCBI's taxonomy places the organism in Eukaryota, Metazoa, Chordata, Mammalia, Rodentia, Chinchillidae. Gene Ontology annotation, molecular function: phospholipid scramblase activity. The record is from RefSeq and is a predicted model, not a curated record. Gene Ontology annotation, cellular component: plasma membrane. The coding region runs from base 114 to 1025 and encodes 303 amino acids. The transcript is spliced from 8 exons. Gene Ontology annotation, biological process: plasma membrane phospholipid scrambling.
AGCAGCGGGUAUUGCGGUGGAAAGGUCAAGGGGCAGGGUCAGACCCUGGCUUGUGGUCCCCGAGACCCCCAGCACCCGCCCAAGCUGUGGUUGCCUUGUGUUUUGACAUCCAAAUGGAUAUUCCUCGUCCAGGAACAAAUUUGCCACCUGGGCGUACCAGUCAGAAUCCACCAGCAACAUUACAAGGAUCAGGACGUCCUCCCCAUCGCAUACCCAAGGAUACAUAUCCAGUUUCCCCAACUGACUGCUCAGUCCCAUCACCCAAAUAUCCAGGGGCUGUCCAAGCCGGAUUUCCUAUACAGAAUCAACCAGAACAUAAUCAUCAGCCAGGUGGACCCAUAGGGGUAUUGUGGGCACCAGCACCAUCACCUCCACUGUCCUGCCCACCUGGACUGGAAUAUUUAAGUCAGAUAGAUCAGAUUCUGAUUCACCAGCAAACUGAACUUCUGGAAGUCUUAACAGGCAUCGAAACAAAUAACAGAUUUGAAAUUAAGAACAGCCUCGGGCAGAGAAUUUACUUUGCAGUAGAAGAUACUGAUUGCUGCACCCUAAACUGCUGUGGAUCAGUGAGACCUUUUACCUUGAGGGUUCUUGAUCAUUUAAACCGCGAAGUCAUAACCAUGCAGAGGCCGUUGAGAUGUGAUGACUGUUGUUUCCCUGGCUGCCUUCAGGAGAUUGAAGUCCAGGCUCCUCCCGGUGUUCCAGUAGGUUACGUUAUUCAGACAUGGCACCCCUGUCUGCCGAAGUAUACUGUUCAAAAUGCGAGGAGAGAAGAUGUAUUAAAAAUUACUGGCCCCUGUGUUCUGUGCAAGUGCUGUACAGAUAUUGAUUUUAAGAUUAAAUCUCUUGAUGGAAAAUCUACAGUUGGCAAGAUUUCCAAGCACUGGACUGGGUUCUUCAGAGAAGCUUUCACAGAUGCAGACAACUUCGGGAUCCAGUUCCCUUUGGACCUUGAUGUGAAAAUGAAAGCUGUGAUGCUUGGCGCAUGUUUUCUCAUUGACUUCAUGUUUUUUGAAGAUUAUUGAAAAUAGGAACAAAAGUCAAGAGCAUGGUAGUGGAAUGACGAAUGAAAAAAUCCUCAGAAAAACUGAAACCUGUAACUGAGACUAUACAAAAGAAAAUUCAGUGGUUGUCUUUUCUUUAUGGAAAUCACUCACAGCUGUAAAAAUAAAGCCAUGAUGGCUUUAGCUUCA